Messenger RNA from Striga asiatica, 543 nucleotides. The record is from the annotation of a GenBank genome assembly. Lineage: Eukaryota; Viridiplantae; Streptophyta; Magnoliopsida; Lamiales; Orobanchaceae.
AUGUCAACUUCAUGUCUCUUCAUGAACUUUAGAGGAAUUGUAGAGAAUUGUAGCUUCACCAACUUGACCGAUUUCAACGGCUCGACGGCCGGGACAUCGCCUUUUUCGAACCUAUCGAUGAAUUCCGAGACGACCCGUUCGGCCGAGGCGGGCGAGUCCCCAACCACAACGACGUUUUUUCUCGUUUUUCCGAGCAAAAUGUUGAAAAUAGCCUCGACUUCGGUUUUCGGUCGUGGGAAGAGGAAAGUAGGAGUUCGAUUCGAUGUUGGUUUUCACGAUGGUGCUCGAGAAGCCGGCUUCUCUCAUGACUCGGCUCACGCUCGGGUCGUCAAGGAUGGAGAGGACGAGUUGGUCGAGGUCGACUCGGACGGGAACGAGGCAACUCGGCGGGUGGAGGAGGUCGUGGUGGGCUCCGCCGGCGCCGGCGGCGGAGGAUCGGCGGUGGUGGGCUUGGGCGCGUUUGAGGGCGGCGGCCAUGGCGUUGGAGAGGUGAUGGCUAAACGGUGGGCUGGGCCUGGGGCCAAGUGCUUAGGCGGAAACUAG